Penaeus vannamei (Pacific white shrimp) is the source of this 4962-nucleotide messenger RNA. Lineage: Eukaryota; Metazoa; Arthropoda; Malacostraca; Decapoda; Penaeidae. The record is from RefSeq and is a predicted model, not a curated record.
UGUGAUGACGUUUUCGCGGAUAUUUUGGGAUACUUGGAGUACUGGAGGCGACAGCCAGAGUCCGGAGUCACACAAAAACAAGUAGACGAUCUCUUCUCCAACAUCGAGCAGAUAUACGCAUUUAACAAGGAGUUCCUGUCCGAGCUGGAGGCAUGUGGUGUGGACCCCGUGGAAGUGGCUCGCUGCUUCGUGAGGAACAACAACGGGUUCGCGAUUUACACGCAAUACUGCACCAAUUAUCCCAGGACGGUGUCGGUACUGACCGAGCUCAUGCGCGGAGAGGCCUCCGUGCGAGCCUUCCGCGAGCGGCAACUCGCCCUCGGCCACACCCUGCCUCUCGGCUCGUAUCUCCUCAAGCCCGUGCAGCGCAUCCUCAAGUAUCACCUCCUCCUCGGAAACAUCGUCAAGCACUUCGAGAAGGAAUGCAGUGGUUACUCCGAGAUCUGGAACGCCCUCUCGGCCAUGACGGGGAUGGCGCACCACAUCAACGACAUGAAGCGGCGCCACGAGCACGCCGUCAGAGUGCAGGAGAUUCAGUCGCUGCUCUACGGCUGGCAGUUUGAAGAUCUUACUACUUACGGCGAACUGGCAGCGGAGGGAACGUUCAGAAUGUGGGGCGCGAAGGGCCUUCGACAUGUGUUCCUCUUCGACAAAAUGAUCCUUAUCGCCAAGAAGAAGGAGGAAAAUAUUCUUAUGUACAAGACACACAUUCUGUGUUCAAACUUGAUGUUGAUCGAGUCUGUGCCCGGAGAGCCCCUCAGCUUUCACGUGAUUCCGUUCGACAACCCUAGAAUGCAGUACACCCUCGAGGCGCGGAGCUUGGAGCAGAAGAGAGAGUGGACGCUGCAGCUGAAGAGAGUCAUCCUGGAGAAUUACAGUGCCAACAUACCCGCCCACGCCCGGCAGCUGGUCAUGGAACUCGGCCAGAGCAAACCUGACGACGUACUGAUGUCGGAAGUGCGCAGCAGCGGGCGGCGAGCGCACCACGCCCCUGAGUACCUGGAGAAGAGGAAGGUGGACCGGGAACGGCGGAGAUCGUCUGAGGGAGGACUCAACACCAAGCUCAGACUCCGGCGACCCAGCAGAACGAGGAAGGAGAAAGAAGAAAAGGUGACGCGAAGCCGGAGCGUGAGCCGCACCAGAGAUACCGAGGACGAAGAGAUGGACCGGAAGGUGUCAACAACCUCAGCGCCGACGUCGUGUGAGAAGCCCAAGCUGAAGUUGACGAUGUGGGGGCGCCGCCCGCUCAGAGCCCGGCAUCGGCAGCCGGGAGUCGCUCUCGCUGGCCUCCACCAUCAACCUGGACGAGGCGCUGGACACCCCGCCCCCCAGCCUAGGCGAGCAACCGCAGUCCCUCGACGCAGCCACACCCACCGGACCUGCCACUCCCGAGGUCAGUGCUUUCACCGCGUGUCCCUUGACGGAGUUUCCAUGUCCGAGUACGAGCGAGAGGACGGAGAAGGGAACAGGACGGGCAGGGAAUACGAAGAAGGCAGCGAAAACGGAGAAAACCUCGAGGAGAUCAUCAGCCAGCUCCUUCAGAAUAAACUGCAGCUGCAGAAGCUUCUCCUGAGCAAGCAGCGCCGAGGCUUGAUGAGGAAGCUCCCGCUCCGCUACGAGACGUCCGACACGGAGAACGAGGACGGCCCCUUCAAGGCCAAUGGCUCGUACGCAGGUUCGGACGCCGGCGACACGCUCCGGCACGAGGACGUGGGCGACUAUGUGGACUUCUAUUUCAAUGGCAUGGGCAAGGAGGGAGAGUGUGCCACGCACACUGAAAGUGCCAAUGUUUCCAGUAGUGAAUGCCAGUCGAUUUACAGCAGUGCCGUCUCAGUGCACCAAACGUGUGAUAACAAGUCUCUGUCUAGUGAAAAGAAGACGAAGCCAGUGAGGAGAUCGUCGUCCGACCUCAGCUUCAAGAAGAUGCCAACACUCAAGAAAAUGAACUCGAAUUACGACAAUCUGCUCAACAUCUGGAGCACGAUCAGAGGGAAGAGCCCCGAGAAGAGGCAGAGCGGCGCAUUCCAGCAAGCCAAGACCUCACAGACUCCCACGGCGACAUUAGAGAGGCCGAGGUUAAGGCGAGCUCAGUCCUUCUCCGCGGAGAAGUGUCUAUCGAAUAACCACGAAAAUAUUUACGUCUCGGCGGCGCAGCUCACGCCCCAGCCCCACACGGCUCCCGCGGAGACGUCGAAGCCCCCGGAAGUGUGGGUGCGCGACGAGAGCCCACGGGAGAACCGCGAGCGCCCGGUCACCAUCGCCUUCUACAACAGCAACGAGGUGAGCCUAAGCGCGCUCGAGCAGUACCUCAACCAGCCCCGGCCUCCGAGACGGUGCAGCGAGCGGUUCCCCUACGACACCGAGGACAAUAUGACGGAUUACUCCAUGACGCCGCACAUGAGCAUGGACAACAUCCUCAGCAUUCACCCCGAGCACAAGAUUUACAAGUCUACAAAUAAUAAGUCGACCUUAAAGACUGUGUUAAACAAAAUCACGAGUCCCAGAAAUAACAAAACCGUGUCAGAACCUUCAGGCUCUGUCUACAAUUACUCAAUUGAGAGUGAGCUUGAUAAGGGCGUGGAUAAGAGAGCGAGUAAAAUGGUGUACAACAUGGCGAGACAAUGUUCCAAAACCCUGAAGGAACGCAUCAAGCAGAUCCGAGCCGAGGAUAUCGAGAAAGCGCCCGUCCCCAAGUCCCCAACGGAGAACGUGUACGCCCUGCCGAUGUACAAGCAGGGAAGUUCGAGUAUCGGGGCUCGUUUGGCUGGUACGAACGAGCCUUCCGACUAUGCCGUGCCGAGAAUCCGACCUCUUGACCAGAAACCCAAGUCCGAACUCAGACCCGACUCGGUUCUCUCCUCCUCCUCCAUCCUCACAUCUUCCUCGUCCUCCUCCUCGUCUUCCAGUCGUGAUACGAAAUUUUUAGAAGGCAUUGAAGUCUCUAAUAACAUGGCUAAUGUGGAAGAGGAAAAUGAGGAAAACCAAGAAACCCCUUCAUUCGACAGCGACGCCUCAGCCGACAGUUAUUAUGAACGAUCCUUUGAGGCGAUAGAGAACCUGGAGACCGAGAUAUUCCGAGACAGUGCCAUCUACAGCGACCCCGAAGACACGGAAUCACCCCCGAACAGCCUGAAUCAGGAGCGGCCAUCCACUAGUCCCAAGUCCAAGACCCCCAAUUCCAAGAAAUUCUCCCCCAGAUCUUCAACGAAAGUCACGAAAAAGGCUGUGUCCCCCAGCCGCCAUGCCUCCCCCGAGAUCGUGGUGACGCCUGAGGAGUCGUCGGCCGCCGCGGAGGCCGAGUCGACGUCCUCCAGCGGCGUGGCAUCCAUCAGCCCCCGGUCGUCCCCUCAGUCGAAGAAGGUCCCGCCCCCCGUCCCCGCCAAGCCUGACAGCAUAAAGACCAAGCGCCCGUGCGGGAACCUUAUCAUGCAGCAGCUCAAGAACCUGGAGGAGUGCACGAAAUCCAGUCGCGACGACCAAAACAGCAGUCCCUCGUUCGACGGCUUCCGAAGCCUGGACGACCGCCGAAAGGAGCUAGAGGUGUGUCGGUUCAAGGGGGACGACGGAGAAGAGCCCAGCACGUCCCCCAGAGGAACCCCAGAGAGAGAAAACAGUGCGGACAGGAGCUCUCGGUCGCCGAGAUCCCCCUCUCUCAUGACUCCCCCUAUUAUAAAAAAUCCCAUUACUUUAUCUCCCCUUAGUUUACCCGUGACUAGGUCGUCCUCAGUACCACCCAGACUCUCCCCGCGCCCCUCACUCACGCCCGAGUCUCCACUGCCUGCCUCUGUUGGAACGCAAAGUCCAGCAGGGAGUGAGAGGGCGUCACCACUGCCGCCGACGUGCCAAGAUGUGGAGGAGCUGGAUGAACCGCGCGUUGCCAGGGGUUGGGUGCGACAUGUUAUAGGGAAGUUACAAGCGGAAACAGACGUGUGAUAGUGAGAUGUAUGUAUGUAUGUACACACACACACGGACAUACAUGUGUGUGCGUGUAUGCGUAUGUAUGUAUGUAUGUGUGGAACAUGCUAUUUAAUGGCGUAAUAGCUCACAGACAAUAAAGUGCAUUGUGUUAAAACAGUAAAAUACUAUGUUCUGCGACAAAUGAAAACUAAUUUUUGAUCGUGAAAAGUUAUAACCGAUGGACAUCCUUACCAGAGGGUUUGAAUGUUAAAGCUGCAUUUCGAACCAAAAGUUUCCCGAAACCCUUUUGCCCUUCAGUAAGUUCUAUGAACUUAUAUUCAAAAUAGAUGAGCUUGCCAUUGCAUUAUCCAGUGAAGACGAACGUGGAGAAAAGGCAUUGACUUUGCUGCACAAUUGGUUUUUUCAUACAAACUAGUCAAAGACAAUCUCUUUACGGCAUAGUGUUAAAUAAAUCAAGGUCAAAAACUUUCGAAAUCCUGCAUUUAUUACUCUUCAAGUUUAAACUCAUUUUUUACCUUAUCAUUAAUACCUUUCGGCUUUAUUAUACUUUGUUAUUGUUUCUUUCCAUUUUACUAGAAGUUUUUGACCUAUAUGUAUUAUUUUUGUUGGUGCUUUAAAUAUGCAUUAUUGAAUUAUUAAUUGAGAUUUGCUUUCAUUUCUAGUUCCAUGUGAUGGCUUUCCCCCAUAAUUGAAUGCUAUUAAUUUUAACUAAAGAUUCUAUGUUUUAAUCCUCACCUUCUCUUAUGCUCUGUCACUCAGUGAUUGUGUACAGUGUCACGAUUGCGGGAAGCGGUGGGAAUCCUUAUUGAUCCUAAGGCUCAAAAUCCAGUUUUUUUUGUUCAGUCUUAGCACCCAUAAGAUUAUCACCGUUGUCCUAGCGGGAGUGAACUCUAUAUGAUUGUUUUCUUUUGGUACAUUAUUAUACGGGAACUUUUUAUUACAUUUGGAUGUUAAUGUAAGGAUCCUUUUUGUGCUUUUAUAAAGCAAAGAACCUAUGUACAGUUUAUACAUACUAUAAUGUUCUAAUAAAAAAUACAAUACGAA